Carica papaya (papaya) is the source of this 2609-nucleotide messenger RNA. RefSeq names its product myb domain protein 4 (gene MYB4). NCBI's taxonomy places the organism in Eukaryota, Viridiplantae, Streptophyta, Magnoliopsida, Brassicales, Caricaceae. The record is from RefSeq and is a predicted model, not a curated record.
GUACAUAGUUUCUAGACUGAAUCUCUCCUCCCCACAUUUUAUGCAUGGCGCCACUCUGAGGAGUACAUAGUUUCUAGACUGAAUCAUCUCUUUGACUUGUUUGCCUGCUUAAUAAGCAGUGGCAUUUCAUAAUAAGUUUUCCACAAUGCACAUUGUUCUCAUUACAAGCGCUUUGGUACGCCCUACCUUUGCAAUACUAGAGGUAUUUGUGGAUUCAUGUUGAACCAUCAUUCAAACAUGUGUUUUUGGAUUCAAAGUUUUGAUUUGACCUACCAGACCUGGGCCCACCAGUUGUUGUCUUAUAAGUUUUAUGAUAAUAUCAAGACAUUUAGAUUUUUUUCAGAUGUUUCCCUGACUUUGUUUCAAAACAACAUUUAGUCAAUAGUUUGGAUGCCCUUGUUUAUUAGUUGGGUCUUGUUUCAGCUUUCAAGUGUGCCAAUAGGAUGAUAAUGCUUGAGCCAUCAUUCAAAUCGUUGCUUCAUGCUUGCUCCCAAUAUAAAGCACAAUUGGGUCAAAAGUAUGCAGUCAGUUGCCAACUACCAUGUGGCAUAAUGCUUUUACAAGACCCAAUCAAUUUUAUUCUUGUUCCUUUUUUCUUUCCUCAUUCCAGAAUUAUCUCAAAUAAUAUUUUCAUUUAUUUAUUCUUCUUAAUUAAUUCCAUGUGUCAGGAUGAGGAUGCAUUCUACAGAGAUUAUGCAGAAUCACAUAAGAAACUUUCGGAACUUGGAUUUAGUCCCAGAUCCUCUGGUUCCAAGGGAACUUCGGAUAGUAUCAUAUUGGCACAAAGUGCUGUUGGAGUUGCAGUGGCUGCUGCCGUGGUGAUUUUAAGCUACUUCUAUGAAGUUCGCAAAAGAAUGAAGUGAAAAGACCCAACUUGAAUGCUGCAUAUAGUACCAUAAUAAUUAGUUGAAUCUACUUUGUCCUCUCCAGCCAUGUGCCACUCUAGCCAUGUGCCACAUAGUGUUUCUUUUCUCAGACACAUUGUUUAUAUCCUAUUGGCACUACUUCUACCUAAAGAAACAGUAGGAUACAUUUAAAGAUCCAUAGACAGUACUGAAGAUUGUCGUCUGAACAGAAAGAUAAAAAUAAAAGUCUGUUUUCUCCACCUGAAUUUGGAAUGACAUAACUUCCGCUAUCUGAAUUGUGUUUAGCUUAUUUAUUUGUUCUGUACACUGAUUAUGGAUAUGGACUCCACAGCCAUGCAAUUGGAGUUUCAGGGGAAGAUAUAUUUUUCUAGAUGCAAUUGAAGGCUAUUUUACAGAGAUCAUCAAGAUACUAAUUACUGUUUCAGUAAUGACUAGGUAAAAAAGAUCUGAAGUGGGUGUCUCCAUCAGCAGCACAAGAGAGUCCAAAUACCAAGGUGGAAAUUAUUUGAAGCAAGCAACCAAAUUUGAAGCUUCAUUUAUCCUCGUUGUGGGUCACUGAAACCGACCUUGCGCUAAGGUUAAAGGGAAAGAGACCCACAUGGGGAGGACAGCUAAAGAAAAAAGAGGUAGGUAAAGAAAAGAGGAGAGAGUAUUUUCAUUUAGGACAAUCCCACGAGUCUUGUUCAAUACCUAAGCACAUGCUUACAGAUGUUGCUGUGCUGGCUAUCAUCAAUACCUCAUCCUGGCGAAGUCAUCAAUUUGAACUUAGGUACAAGCAGUCCUAUUGAUGUAUUGCAAAAAGAGAAGGAAAAAUAAAAAAGACUCAACUGAUUGAUUGCAACAGGAGAGCCAUGAUCAGUAAAUAUGUGUAGGUCUCCAUGCUGUGAAAAAGCUCACACGAAUAAAGGAGCAUGGACCAAGGAAGAAGACGAUCGUCUCAUAGCUUAUAUCAAGGCUCACGGCGAAGGUUGCUGGCGAUCGCUUCCUAAAGCCGCCGGUCUUCUUCGAUGUGGGAAAAGUUGCAGACUCCGUUGGAUCAACUACUUAAGGCCUGACCUUAAACGUGGCAAUUUCACCGAGGAAGAAGAUGAGCUCAUUAUCAAACUCCAUAGCCUCCUUGGUAACAAAUGGUCUCUUAUAGCCGGGAGAUUACCGGGAAGAACAGAUAAUGAGAUAAAGAACUACUGGAACACACAUAUAAGAAGAAAGCUUCUGAACAGAGGGAUCGACCCUGCAACUCACCGGUCAAUUAAUGAGACUACUUCUCAAGAUUUGACUACGACGGCGACGACGACGGCGACCACAAUAUGCUUCGCCGCGGGUAACAGUAAUAAUUAUAAUCAAGAAGAUCAAAAGGAGAAGUCUUGCAGCAACAGUACGAGCACUGGGUUUAUUUGUAAAGAAGAAGGAAACCCAGUUCAAGAAAGGUGUCCAGACUUGAACUUGGAGCUCAGAAUUAGUCCCCCGUACCAAAAUUUCCCGUCUUACGAUCAACAUCAGCCGCCAUUGAAGAUGAGGGGAGCAGUUGCAGAGAGGUUUCCGCAUUGUUUUGCUUGCAGUUUGGGAUUGCAGAACAGCAAGGAUUGUAGUUGCAGUAUGGGGAUUGUAAUUAGCGGGAAUGGAACAAGCAGUCCGGGAAGUAAUAGUAGUAAUAUUACAGGUUAUGAUUUCUUAGGGUUGAAAACUGGUGUUUUGGAUUACAGAGGUUUAAUGGAGAUGAAAUGAAAAUUAGAUCAAAUCAAA